Molecule: messenger RNA, 3994 nt
Organism: Astyanax mexicanus (Mexican tetra)
Lineage: Eukaryota; Metazoa; Chordata; Actinopteri; Characiformes; Acestrorhamphidae
Gene: nfe2l1a
Product: nfe2 like bZIP transcription factor 1a
Exons: 6
Coding region: 285-2537 (750 amino acids)
Biological process (GO): regulation of transcription by RNA polymerase II
Cellular component (GO): nucleus
Molecular function (GO): RNA polymerase II cis-regulatory region sequence-specific DNA binding; DNA-binding transcription factor activity, RNA polymerase II-specific
Source: RefSeq, a predicted model, not a curated record
GCGUCACGCUGGGAGGAGAGGGACGGGACUGCCGGGUAGAGCCUGAACACAUAAAUACACACCUACUAAAGUCCAGAGCAGCACUCUAACCACACCACUGACUGCACUGUACAUGAAGAGGAAUUAACUUCAGCUUAAACUCUCUCUCACACAGAGGCACGGACUUUCCUCUUUUUGAGACACCUCAUCUUCAUCUGCCUACACUUCCCAUCAAGACAUUAUUUAGACCUAAACCAACCUACAACUGAAAGAUCCCUCCCUACUGGGCUGCUUUUGGAGGGACCAUGCAGUCCCUGAAGAAGUACUUUACAGAAGGCCUGAUUCAGGUGGCCAUACUGCUCAGUCUAGCUGGGAUACGAGUAGAUGUGGACCCCUACCUUCCCCCUCUCGCUGAGAUCAUCCAAGGCCAAAGCUCAGCUCUGACCCAGACCCAGUUCCACAACCUCCAGAACUCGCUGGAUGGAUACAGCCACCACCUGAAGAGCGUGGACCUGGAUGGGUUCUUCACAACCCGCAGACUCCUGCGCUGGGUGCGCUCUCUGGACCACCUGCAGGUCCCAGCGGCGCAGCUCGAAACCUGGCUGGUCCACAGGGAACCUGAGAACAGUGUGACGGUAAUACCGGGGCAGACCGGGGCACUGGAUGGGGCUGAUGGGCUGGUGAACAUGGAGGAGUCUGCAGGAUUGACCAUGAGGAUGGGAAGUGGAGUGAUGACAGAUUUGGGAUAUGGCUCAGUUGGGGAUGAGAACAUGGAGGACGUGUCCCAACUCUUAAGGAAUCAAAUGGAUAACGAAGACAUUAAAGAGGAUGCAGAUGAAAUUCCAAUGUGGCAACAAGAACUCAAUCAUAACAUCCAUCAGCAGCAGCUGCCUGAGGAUCUUAACCAACAGCACAGCCUGUUUAAUGAAGAGGACCAGGAUGAAUUAAUGAUGAAUGGCUGGAGGAACACAAACCCCUUCCGUAAUCAGCUGGGCAGCAUACUGGGAGAAGAUGUCCAGUUUGCAGGUUAUAGGGAGAAUAAUUCCUUAUCCAUUGAGGAGUGCCUGCAACUACUGGAGGCUGAUCCAUCCCUAGGAGAUCAGCAACAUUUGGGAGAUGCUAAUAUGGAAAGAGAGGAAGAAGACCCUCUCCAACACCACAGAUCCCUUCUCUCCCCUCUACUCCCUCAACACGAGCCUCUGCUGGACUUGGAACAGCAAUGGCAAGAUGUUCUGGAUUUAAUGGAUCCACAGGAUAUGGAUGUUGACGCCUCACUAGAUGAUUUUGAUUCCAAUGCCAAUAUUCAAGGGAGUCAAGAAACAAGGGAAAGAGAACAUAUGGGAAAUUCUACCCACCAAGAUCUCAGUCUUCACCAAACCCACCAGUCUGACCAAAACCAUAAUGUUUCAAACUCCUCGAACACGGAUUUCCAUUUUAAUGACUCGGACAUCAUCAAUUUCCUCCUCUCUCCUCCACCAGAAGGCUCUGUUCACAACAAUCACAGUUUACCCAGUUCCCCUUUGGAAGAACAAAAUCUGCCGAGCCUUUUUGAUCCUCUCUUGGAGGACGCCAUGUUUGAGGAGAUCAGUCUGCUGGAUCUAGCCCUGGAGGAAGGAUUUAACUCGUCCCAGGUUUCCCAAAGUGAAGAACAGGAACAAACAGACUCUGACUCUGGACUGUCGCUAGACUUCAGCCAAAGCCCUGCUUCCCCAAGUGGGUCUGAAUCCUCAUGUUCCUCUUCUUCAUCCUCUUGUUCAUCAUCAUCCAUGUCUUCCACAGACUCAACUCUUGAAGAAGGGGCUGUAGGAUAUGUGCAGAUUAAAGAGGAACCCACAGAUGAAGAAGAAGAAGAAGAAGAAGAAGAAGAAGAGGAGGGAGCUGUCGGAGGUUAUAACUCAGAGCAGAACAAGAUGUUCCCCGACAGUUACAUGCAGGCCAGUCAGUUCCACAACCUACCCUGGCUUCAGCAGAUCGAUCACGAUCACACCUACAAUCAGCCCCAGUGUACCAUCCAAAGAAAGUCUCCUAAACAGCGUUCAGAUGAGCUUCUGGAGGAUAAAAUCCAGGAGAAGUUUACCAGCAGAGAUGAGAAGAGAGCGCUUUCCAUGAAGAUCCCCUUUUCCACUGAUUGUAUAAUUAACUUGCCUGUGGAGGAGUUCAACGAGCUUCUUGGCAAAUACCACCUUAGCGAAGCUCAGCUCACGCUUAUCAGAGACAUUCGCCGCAGAGGCAAAAACAAGAUGGCUGCUCAAAACUGUCGCCGGAGAAAGCUGGAUGUCUUGGUCGGCCUGGAGCGCAGCGUCGAUGGGCUGCGACGCCACCGUGCCAGACUGCUGAGGGAAAAGUCUGAAGUUAUGCGCUCUGUCCAAGAGAUGAAGCAACGCCUUAAUGACCUCUAUCAAGAGGUGUACGGUCUUCUCAGGGAGGAACAGGGCAUGCUCUGCUCAGCCAAUGACUUUCUUCUGGAACAGGAAAACAGUAGCCAGGGGCCACUGUCCACACGCUACAGCUCAGAAUCCAGACGAAAAUCCGGUAGUAAAAGAUACAAGAAGGACUGAAGAGGAUAGACCAUUAAUGUUCACUUCCUUUCUGCAGGCCAGACAAUGUCAUUUGCAAAAUCCAGUGAAGAAGAGGAGGCAAGGCAAAGCAAAACAAGAGGACACCCCCUUUAUUACAGCAUGGAAUACUUACUUCAGGGAUUUGCUGUAAUGUAAAGUUUGCUGUCAUGUUUUCAUGUUCAUGUUCAGAUUGCAGGCAAAUCGUAUCUGGUAUUUGCAAGUGAUCAGUUUGAAUUUGCACGUUCAAACAUCACAAACGUAUCUGCAUGGGUUGCUGUGGAAACAAGGUUGGUGUUGGUAACUAACCUGAGAUGUUCUUCUUGGAUGACUCUGGAUUUGAAGAGGUUGUUGAGUUAUUGACGUAGUGUGAUUGAUACAAAAGAAAAAAAAAAGUGAUUUGAGCGUCCAGACUGAGACACAUCUGAACAAUUCUGACUAUAAUCGCAUUACGAACCAGCCUCCAAAUGUGGUUUAAAUCCAAUUAGCAAUAAUCAUUUUUCCUGUGGUUUCUGGCUGUUCACACAAUCAUAAAUCAAUCUGGAUACAAUCUAGAUAUGCCAAAAAUCAGUCAUCAGUCUCACAGUCUGAAAACAGAGUUAGUGGGGUGGGGGGGGGAAGCCACCCUGACAGGGUUGUAUGAAGAGAUACAGAGGAAGGUUAGCAUUAGCAUUAACAGUUGUGCGUUUUAUAAAAGGAGAACAAUGGCAGUGUUACCAUUAGAGAGAAGAUAAGAAGGCAAAGAAAGACAGUAAUCUUGUAUGAGAACAGGAUUAGUUUAAGUUUAAAAAAUAAAGUAUUUUUUUUAAACGGAAGAAACUGCAAAAUCAGUAUGUAUUCAAAUUACACUGAUAUGCCAAAAGUAAUGGGACAGGAUAUUCAGCAUUGACAAUUCUAGCCAGAUGCCACCAGUCACAAUAAUUACCACCCACUGCACUGUCCACUAUGGUGGUAUUAAUGGGUGAUCCCAAGCUGUCCCCUGACGUAACAGAAGUAACACUUUAUGAUCAAUAUAUAUGCUGCUAUCCCAUGACUUUUGGUACACCAGUGUAUUUUGACAGUAUUAUACCAGCACUGCCCGGAUUAUUUAGCACUAGUUGCAAACACACCAUAUUAAGCUUGAGGUUUACAGAUUAAAACGUGUUCAAAUACUUGUAUGAUUUUAUGAUUUGUAUUAUUUUUUGUUUUUAUUUUUUUAAAUCACUGGCAAGACUUUAGCAAGAGGCUAUUGUUUCUAUGAGGGAAACUGGGAAAUGUAAAAAAUGUACAGUACAAAUGAUGUUUUCUAAAUGCCCUGGUAUUCUUUGAGACAGUUGAAAUUGAUAAACUUGAGUCUGUGUAUGCAAUGUACUUGUUCAUGUUUUUAUAAUGCAUUUAUUUUCUUAUUUGUGAAUCUGAAAUACUUGGUGACAAGCUGGGUUUGUUUCCUUCAUUUAAUUAAAGAUAUUUAUGAAGUUUAA